Messenger RNA from Funneliformis caledonium, 1293 nucleotides. Lineage: Eukaryota; Fungi; Glomeromycota; Glomeromycetes; Glomerales; Glomeraceae. The record is from the annotation of a GenBank genome assembly.
GUGAAGUUAAUCAUGUUAUUUUGGCACUUUCUUACGUUUAAGAAAAUACAAGUUGAAUUACGUUGCAAAUUUCGUCAAAUGCGAAACAUGGGAAUAACUUCUGGAGACAUUCCAAUCAGGACAGUUACCUAUGGCGAAGCCAAAGAAUAUGAGACUUGGAUGAACGCGGCAAAAAUUUUAAGAAAAGAACUUGAGAAGAUUGUGGAGAUUGGAACCGUCGCGGGAGGGCUGCAAGAUAUGAAAAAUGAUAAUAUGGAAAUCGAUGAGCCAUAUAGGGAGUAUGACAAAUUAACUAAAGAACUUGAGAGAUCUCGUAAAAGAAUCAAAUCCUUGAAGAGAGAAAAAGAAUUAUUGUUAGAUCGCAUUAGCCAAUACGAAAAUUCCGAUAGCUCUGAUUCUGAAAAAUCUGUUGAUCUCUCUUCAGAUGCUACAUCAGACUCAGAUGGUUCAUCCACACAACUUUCUCAAGCUUCUUCCGUUCGUCAAAUCAAAAAAGCACGUGGUCGUCUUACUAAUAAGAAGCUAUCCCCUCCAACGCCUGCUAAUAACAUUGUUAAUUCUGUCCCUAUUACUCAUACUUCUGGCAAGGUCCCUAAAAAACGCGCAAGCAAACGUCCAUUGAAUGCAAAGACGAUGAAGGUUCAACACGUUGAGCAAGAUGAAAAAGGCAAUUAUAAACUCCCCGUUCAAAUCGGUAUAUUGACCGUUUUAAAUCUCGGUACAGUAGUUUAUGAUCGUGAUACUUUCCACAACGAAAGAUACAUUUGGCCUGUUGGAUAUGCUGUCAAGAGGGCUUAUAAUAGUAUGAUUAAUCCGAAUGCUCAGACGAUGUACGUUUGCAAAAUUGAAGAUGGUACCGAAAACCCCAAAUUUGUUAUUGAAGCAGAAGAUCAGCCUAACAAACCAAUCAUCGCUAAUACGGCGACUGGCGCCUGGACGACGGUUGUCCGUGAAGCAAACGCAAUUCGUCAACGUGAUCACUCAAAUUCAGCUUCUGGACCUGAUUAUUUCGGUUUUUCGCAAGCCACGAUUAGAAAAAUGAUACAAGAUUUGCCAAAUGCUCAGAGAUGCAAAAAUUAUGUGAUGCAAAACUUCGAGGUCAUGAAAAACAGAGUCGCCGGUGGACGACGCCGAGGUGCAGGAACUCGAGCAAACGGAAAUGUUAGAAAUGGUACUGUCGGUUCACCUGCUUCUGCUAUUGCACAGUCGCGUGAGGAGAAUGGUGUUGAAACUGCCAGUAGUGGGGACGUAGUAAUGUCCAACUCAGCAGAGGGGGAGGAAAGCGAAGAAUAA